Molecule: messenger RNA, 2607 nt
Organism: Eurypyga helias (sunbittern)
Lineage: Eukaryota; Metazoa; Chordata; Aves; Eurypygiformes; Eurypygidae
Gene: SEC24A
Product: SEC24 family member A
Exons: 17
Biological process (GO): intracellular protein transport; endoplasmic reticulum to Golgi vesicle-mediated transport; COPII-coated vesicle cargo loading
Cellular component (GO): COPII vesicle coat; endoplasmic reticulum exit site
Molecular function (GO): zinc ion binding; SNARE binding
Source: RefSeq, a predicted model, not a curated record
CUGGAGGAGGAGGAAUUUCAGGUUACCCGGCUGUCAGGUGUAUAAAAAAUAAAGACCUGAAAUUCAGAGUUACGCAAAUAGAAAGUCCUGUUCAAAAUCAGCUGAUGAAUUCAUCAGAUGGCCAGGGAUAUAGCCCUUUGGUUCCAGGAUCAUAUUCGCAUCAGACGCCGGCGAAGGUUGCUCCACAUCAGUCUUCUGGACAGUAUAACUAUAGUGGCUCUCAGAAUGUUGCUCAGUUAAACAAUUAUCAAGGACCUGGGCAGACUCUCAAUAGACCACCAGUGGCACCUUUCUCCGGGUCACCAGCACAACAGACUGCUCCUGUUCCGCAAGUGCUGCUGCCUGCAUUGCAAAACUCGGCUGCUGUAUCGUCCGCUGGUAGCUUUCCUCCUGGAGCUAGCCCACCAGUGCUUUCCAACUGGCACUACAGCCAGACCCCCGUGAGCCAGCCAGUUGGAUCUCCAGCAAGCCAUUUGGCUCGUGUGACGGGGACAGGGUCACCUCAGCCACCAUCGUCGCUAUCAGGAAGUACAAAUCCUCCAGGAAGUUACCAAUAUGCUGCUUCUCCGGGAGGGCCUCCGCUUCAUAACAGCUAUGUGAAGCCAGGAUCUGCACCUCCACCCGUGACUCAGCCUUUAACUCCACUCCACCCUCCUGCCAGGCCACCUUUAGCGCCUCCGCCAGUCGGUGGUCCACCUUUAAUUAGGCCAUCGACGCUGAUAGCAGGACCACCUAAUACACAGUCUCUGCUAAAUUCAGCUGCAAAUCGAGAAGGUGAUGCUACAUCUGCUGCCAGUGAUGGGUCUGUGGUGCAAAACAGUUAUGAUGCUAUAGAAGGUGGUGGCCUCAUGGCAACUCCACAUCCUUCUCCUGCACCCCCAAAUCCCAAGAUGAAUAGAAGUGUUGGGUAUUCUUACCCUGCCUUACCUCCAGGGUACCAGAACACUUCUCCACCCGGAGCACCAGGAAUGCAAGCACCUGCUUUGCAAUAUCCAGAUGGAUCAAAACAUUUCCACCAGCCUGCCCUGGGUACUAAUCACUUAACUGCAUCGAUGGGUAACCUGAGUCUACAGCAGGAAGGAUUAAGACCUGUGAAUCUUCUUCAAGAAAGAAAUAUUCUUCCUACAACCCUCUUGAAGGCCCCUGUCCCAAACUUGCAUGAAGACAUCCAGAAGCUCAACUGUAAUCCUGAGUUGUUCUGCUGUACCCUGACUAACAUUCCUCAAACUCAAGCCUUAUUGAAUAAAGCCAAACUUCCUUUGGGGCUCCUGCUUCAUCCUUUCAAAGACUUAUCGCAACUGCCAGUGGUCACCUCAAGUACUAUUGUGAGAUGCCGUUCCUGCCGGACAUACAUUAACCCUUUUGUCAGCUUUCUAGACCAGAGGAGAUGGAAAUGCAAUUUGUGCUAUAGAGUGAAUGACGUUCCUGAAGAAUUCAUGUAUAAUCCUGUGACAAGAGUUUAUGGAGAACCUCAUAAAAGACCUGAAGUCCAGAAUGCUACUAUUGAGUUUAUGGCUCCAUCUGAAUACAUGCUACGUCCACCCCAGCCACCUGUGUACCUCUUUGUGUUUGAUGUUUCUCAUAAUGCAAUAGAGACAGGAUACUUGAAUACCGUCUGUCAGACCUUGUUAGACAAUCUGGACCUGCUUCCUGGGAACACUAGAACAAAAAUAGGCUUCAUAACAUUUGACAGCACAAUCCAUUUCUACAGUCUUCAAGAAGGUCUCUCUCAGCCUCAGAUGCUGAUAGUUUCAGAUAUUGAAGAUGUAUUUAUACCAAUGCCAGAAAACUUACUAGUAAAUUUAAAUGAAAAUAAAGAGCUAAUUCAGGAUUUGUUGAGGACCUUGCCACAGAUGUUUGUCAAGUCCCUGGAAACUCAGAGUGCUCUGGGGCCUGCAUUACAGGCUGCCUUUAAACUGAUGUCCCCCACUGGAGGGAGAAUCUCUGUCUUCCAGACACAGCUCCCGUCUGUGGGAAUGGGAGCGCUAAAGGCACGAGAAGAGCCAAACCAAAGAGCAACCGCAAAGGACAUACAUCUGACGCCAUCGACUGAUUUUUACAAGAAGUUAGCUUUGGACUGCUCAGGGCAGCAGGUUGCAGUGGAUUUAUUUCUUCUUAGUGGACAAUAUUCUGACUUGGCUUCUCUAGGUUGUAUAUCAAGGUAUUCUGCAGGUAGUGUCUAUUACUACCAGUCCUACCAUCAUAAACACAACCCUGUCCAGGUGGAGAAAUUGCAAAAGGAACUGAAACGAUAUUUAACUAGAAAGAUUGGGUUUGAAGCUGUCAUGAGGAUAAGAUGCACCAAAGGUCUCUCCAUCCAUACUUUCCAUGGGAACUUCUUCGUGCGAUCUACAGACUUGUUGUCGUUGCCCAACGUAAACCCGGAUGCAGGAUAUGCCGUGCAAAUGUCAGUAGAAGAGAAUCUUACUGAUAUGCAAGUUGUUUCUUUUCAGUCAGCUCUCCUGUACACAUCCAGCAAAGGUGAAAGACGAAUUCGUGUCCACACCAUGUGUUUACCUGUUGUAACAACACUGAGUGACGUCUACUGGAGUGCCGUCUCCGGGGGGGCAGACGUACAAGCCAUCACUGGGCUGUUAGCCAAUAUGG